CGGGAGGGGACUACCUGCUGACGCGAACUGUCUUGAUAUGCACGCAUGUAUAUAAACUCAGCCCUGCCUUUGAUGUUUGCCGACUGAUCACCGAUCAGAUUACAGGCAUUUCAUUUCCCUGCUCGUCUGCCUUUGAUCUGCAUGGUUAAUUUUAUUUUCCUGGAUUUGAAGUUUCGUCUGGGCUUGUGCUGACAUACAUUUUUGGGAAGGUAGAAGCAUUUGGCAGAGAAGUGCUGCCAAGGAGAAACUAAGUUGCUGCGAGGGUGAACGCUGGGAAGGCUUCAGCACGCUGCAGAACCCUUCAACAAUAAUUACAUUUAAUAAGAGCAAUGGCUUUAAAAGUAUUACUGGGACAAGAGAAAACAAUGUUUACCAUCAUGGUCCUACUAGCCUACUUGUCAUGUCAAGUGAUUUGUGAAACAGGAGACUGUCGACAACAAGAAUUUCGGGAUCGGUCUGGAAAUUGCGUCCUCUGCAAACAGUGUGGCCCAGGCAUGGAGCUGUCUAAGGAGUGCGGCUUUGGCUAUGGGGAGGAUGCACAGUGCAUGAUAUGUAGGCCGCACAGGUUCAAGGAGGACUGGGGCUUCCAGAAGUGCAAGCCAUGUCUUGACUGUGCCCUGGUGAACCGCUUCCAGAAGGCAAACUGCUCUGUCACCAGUGACGCUGUCUGUGGGGACUGCCUCCCAGGAUUUUAUAGGAAGACGAAGCUGGUUGGUUUCCAGGACAUGGAGUGUGUACCUUGUGGAGAUCCUCCUCCUCCUUACGAGCCACACUGUGCCACCAAGGUCAACCUGGUAAAGAUCCCAUCCACGGCCUCCAGCCCACGAGACACGGCCCUGGCAGCUGUGAUCUGCAGUGCCCUGGCCACUGUCCUGCUGGCUCUGCUCAUUCUCUGCAUCAUUUAUUGUAAGAGACAGUUUAUGGAGAAGAAACCCAGCUGGUCUCUGAGAUCACAGGAUACCCAGUACAGUGGGUCGGAGCUGUCCUGUUUGGACCAACCUGGGCUCAACGAGUACUCUCACCGGGCAUGCUGCCAGUGCCGCCGGGACACCGCUCAGGCCUGUGGACCGGUCCACCUGGUUCCAUCCCUGUGCUGUGAUGAGGCCCGCAGCAUGGGCCGGAUGGCCCUCGGCUGCACUGUGCAUCCCAAGGCUGCGCUCCACGAGAGGACUGCAGGUUCUGUGGGGGAGAUGACGCCGGCGUUCUUCGGGUCCCUAUCCCGGUCCAUCGGUGGUGAAUUUUCCGAUGCCUGGCCUCUGAUGCAAAGCUCCAUUUGUGUUGACAACAUCUCUUUUUGUGAAUCUUAUCCUGAACUCACUGGAGAAGAUAUUAAUGCCCUCGAUCCAGAAAAUGAAAACUCAGCAUCUUUGGAUUCAAACAAUAGUCAGGUUUUGGCCAGUGGAGCUGUUCCAAUUCAAACUCAUUCUGAAAAGGUUACAGAAACUAGUGAUUUAUCGAGACAUAACAGCACAUUGACAGACCCAACCCUAACUAAGGAUACACUACCUGCUAGAUGUCAGCAAGAUCAAGAGAGUGAAGGUGUCCUUGACCUAGCCACUCCCACUUCCCUCCAGGAAGCCUAAAGGACUUCCUUUUCUCUGCAAUAGAAGUGUGUGUAUGGAACCCAAAGGGCCCGCAUCUGCUAAGGCUUACGGACUGAGCAUGGCCUGGACCAGAGUCUGGGAAGAACAGUCUGAACCAAACUGACAGCAUUUUAAGCCCUUCAACCAGUUGCUUUGGAGCCAGGCCAGCUGUGAGCCAAAGCCUCAAGGAAUCCAGAAAAAUGACUGCAGGCAGACUCCUGAUACUCUGUCCCUUUUCUAAACCAGAAGCUUCUGUGCUGCAAGAGUGACUUCAUAGACUGAUGGCUAGAGUUUGCAGCCUAUAAGGUUAUGGACGUCUGCGAAGAAACAGGCUCUCGUGCUUACAUUCAUGCUGAACGUGGUUUUAUAAGACCCAAGACCCAGAGAAUAACUUUUUAUUUACAUUUUCCUUUCAGAAAUAAUUUCAUAUAGCUGAUUAUCUUACUAAAAGUCAAUAUCAUAUCCACUGCUGUUGUUUCUGUGCAGAAUGGGUUCAAUAGUGAGUGCUUCUAUUUGAUGGUCACUUUUUCAUCAUCUUAGCUGAUUAGUGGCUGGAAGUGACUUCGUACCACCUGCCUAAAUCUUGGGUUUAUGCGAUGAAGCUAAUUGACCUAAACAGGAAUCAGAGGAGAAUUUCUUUGUUCCAGAAACCUCUUCCAACCUCAGUCUCUGUCUCGUAUGCCUGCUGUUGCUGGUAGUGAAGAGGCGGAAAGAGGGGAUGUGGUUGGCAAAGGGCCACCCACUCCCCUGAGUGAAAACCACUUUGUGCACAUAUCCUAGAGAUGUGUAUGCAAAGACGAGCAUACUUAUGUGAAAACUAGUUGACGUGGAAGCAUUUGUUACAUCUGUCCCUGUGAUUGAGCUUAGAAACUCCAGAACAUCUCUUUUCUAUAAAAGUGCUAUUUAUAAAGAUAAUGAUCUUUUAUUUGUUUUGUAUCUUAUAUUAAGGAGUCCCUAGGUGGCCCUUGACUACUGACAGAAAGUUGAUGGUUUGAACCCACCUAGAGGUGCCUCGGAAGACCUGCCUGGCAAUACUAUAACAUAUCCGAUUCCCCCAUUACUGAAUGUAGUACUGAAGACUAAGUAGCUAGUCCCCAUGAGACUACACUACCCACUAGAACCAGAAGGAAAGGGUUUGAGGUGAACAGUCUGUAAUGGUCGUAGCACAGUUUCACCAACCUGGAAAAUUAGCUAGCACAAUAAUGUCCUAUCGUAGCAUGAUGGCGUGGGAUUUAAGAGUGUGAUGCCCCUUCUAAGACUCUCCAUCCCAUCCCAGCUUGGUGUUCAUGUCUAGGGCUAAGAGACUUGGUCCAGUUCAGUCCUGACACCACGAGUGGCUCAUGUGCUCUUUUUCCGUGUCCCCUCAAACCAAAAACCAAACCCACUGCUCUCCAGCCAAUUCUAACUCAUAGUGACACUACAGGACAGCGUAGAACUGCCCAUAGGGUUUCGAAGGCUGUGAUCUUUACGGAAGCAGACUGCCACAUCAUUCAUUCUCCUGCCUUAUGCCCUGAAGAGGAACUAAUUAAGCAGGAGUUGUUUUUUCCUACUUGAACCUACAUGAUCAGAUCUAGCCUUUGUCUUUUAGCUAAUUACUAGUAGCUCUCUCACCUUUCCUCUUAAAAAAAGAAAUAGACCUUUGAACAUCAGUGCGUGAGAGUGCACUUCGGUAUUUUUUUUUGAGAAUUGCCCUUCCCAAAUCAGUGUCUUUUACCUUACAUUUAAACUGAACGUGAAAAAUCUGUCUUUCCUAGGACGUUUUUAGCUUCUCACUUGUUACCCCAUGGUUUUCUGUCUUUACGAGGCAUUAGCAAAAUGUAAUGAACCCUUUUCCAUGUGGCCAUCUCUAUGUAUAGUUCAAUAUGUGUAUAUCAGCUUGCCUGUGUGUGGUACUUCUCAUUAUUUCAGUUUCUUUAACUGAAAUAGGAAAUUAAGAGUGCCUCAUGGGACCCUACAUCUUUCCUGUCAGCCUAGUGACAGUGAUUAUUCAUUGACUUUUUUAGUAUAAACCAAUGGUUCUCAAUUCUUGAUAGUCUCCAGCUCUUACGAGAAAAAUAUUAAGGAUUUGACCACAAGAUGUCUGUGUGAAAGUGCAAGUAGAGUUUGCUUGAUUGAUCUAACUGUAAUCCACCUACGUGUGCCAUUGUUUGCAGUCUCAUCAUUUCCAUUAUGAUAGACAAAGGGGUGAUUAGAGGUGGGCCAGGGUGGUGUUCCUGUAUGUAAUCUGGACAUGUUUUCCAUGUGGAAAGCCCUGAUUGACUUCAAAGAUAACACUUGCUGGAGAAAGCAAGACCGAUGGGAUAAAACUUCUGCCAAAAAUCCUAAAGCAUCGCUUUUGAUCAACAGAGAAAUACUUAGAGUUGAAAGCUGACUUUGACACUGCAUUUGAAAAAUUUUGCGUUAUUUUUAUCAAGAGAAGACAUUUUACCAUCGCUUACCGUAGAAACAUACAAUAAGGUUAUAUUCUUCACUCGUUGUAAACACUUGACAAAGAAAAAAACAAUUUGCAUUUCACAUGGUUGGAAUAUCCUAUAGCACUCAAGAAGCCAAGCUGCCAGAGUGCAUAGGCAGGAAAUGGCCAUCAGAGAAUAAUAGGCCCAGUAUGUGUGAUCCUUGUGGCUCAGGAACACCUUGGAGCUUGGCAACAAAGAAGGAAACAAGGAUUUGGAGAGCAGCCACGUAAAGGCAUGGGUUUUCUAAUCUUUGUGUAUAUGGAAUAUUUUUAAAUAUAGAUUUUUCUACUUUAGAUAAAAUAUGAAUAUUAAUAUUACCUAGGUUCAGCACUGUUGUCUGUGCUAGUUAAAAAAAGAAUUAGAAAAAGAAAAGGGCUGCAUUGCUUUAAGGUAGUUGGCUUGAAUCAAUUUAGAUUUCAUCAUUGCUAUUUUGCAUACUGG
Messenger RNA from Loxodonta africana (African savanna elephant), 4477 nucleotides. It is a transcript of the gene TNFRSF19, whose product is annotated as TNF receptor superfamily member 19. The record is from RefSeq and is a predicted model, not a curated record. Gene Ontology annotation, cellular component: plasma membrane. The transcript is spliced from 10 exons. Gene Ontology annotation, biological process: positive regulation of canonical NF-kappaB signal transduction; positive regulation of JNK cascade. Gene Ontology annotation, molecular function: protein binding; signaling receptor activity. The coding region runs from base 330 to 1583 and encodes 417 amino acids. NCBI's taxonomy places the organism in Eukaryota, Metazoa, Chordata, Mammalia, Proboscidea, Elephantidae.